UGUUCCACUCAUGCCUACUAUUAUUCCUAUGCCUUCAAAGUGCUUCUCAAUCUUCAACAUCAAAGGUGGCUCGCCGGAGCACCACCGUGCAAGGAGGCGCAGCUCACCGGCCACCGGCUGUGGCCUUGAUAGAGUGGCUUCUUGGGUUGGGAACGGUGUGGCAGCUGCCUUUUUUGCUUCUUUGGAAAGAUGUUCUUGUGUGACUAUUUCAACUAAUGAUGAUUUUGAUGAGGCUAAGGAUUUUCCUUUGAUAUAUGAUGACGGAAAUGCUCGGUCACUUGCCGGAGUUGAAGGUGGCUUGAGGAGGAGGAGGAGAGGGAAGGGCAAGAUGAAUGGUGACUAUUUUUGAGGGUUUUUACAUUAAGGAUAAGUUUAGAUUUUAUUUUUCAUUAUUUUCUUUUGUUUUAUGUAUGAAUUUGCAUGAGUUGUGUGAGUGUGUGUGUGUGUGUGUGUGUAUGUUUUUGGUUAUAAGUUAUGUGAUUACUUUAUAUGAUGUUGAGAAGAAAAAAGGAUUAAGUGCUUAAUUUUUUAUUUAAUUAAAGUUUUCGGUAUAUUGUUGGUGAUUGCUAA
This is a messenger RNA of Dioscorea cayenensis subsp. rotundata (Guinea yam), 570 nucleotides long. RefSeq lists its product as uncharacterized. The record is from RefSeq and is a predicted model, not a curated record. NCBI's taxonomy places the organism in Eukaryota, Viridiplantae, Streptophyta, Magnoliopsida, Dioscoreales, Dioscoreaceae. Bases 11 to 349 code for a protein of 112 amino acids. The transcript has a single exon.